CUGUCACUUUUUUCUACUUUGUAGAGAUAGUAUCAUAGUACUACGUAGUAAACAGGCUCCAAUUAAACGCAAGCAACCUCAAAACCCAUCGCCGCCCCAUCCUCAGUCCCCUGUGCAUCUCGCCACAGCCUGACAAACUAACACCGCCGGAGCUUUAGUCCGUGUCUCUAGGUCAUUGACCUAUUCGGUCAACCAUACGCCGCCUAGCUUAACUUUCACCACGGCCUGAGCUGCAAUUUUUGUUUUGUUUUUUUGCGUCAUCUUCUUCGUUGCAGUGCCUAUUUGCUUGUUAUGCUUUUAGCCUCUUUAAGGGCUACUUUAACACUGCAUGCGACGGCAAGGUUUGGACGGUUCGUUUCUGUAGCUUAUAACAGCACCGCUGUCGGCGGUCUAGGCUGUUUCAGAACCAUGGGUAAACUUGGAUCUGAUUGUGGUUCUAGAUUGUAUGCUUCCUCGAGCUCAGAAAACAAAGAAACUUCCUCAAAUGUUCAGUCCACACCGGAAAUUGAGAAAAAGUACGUCCAUCGUGUAUAUGAUGCAAUCGCCCCACAUUUCAGUUCAACUAGGUUUGCCAAGUGGCCGAAAGUGUCCGUUUUUUUAAAUUCAUUACCAGUGGGUUCACUUGUUUUAGAUGCCGGUUGUGGAAAUGGAAAGUACCUGGGGUUGAAUCCUAAUUGCUUCUUCAUUGGUUGCGAUAUUAGUGCUCCACUGAUAAACAUAUGUGGCGAUGGGGGACAUGAGGUAUUAGUUGCAGAUGCUGUGAAUCUCCCUUAUAGAUCUGGCUAUGGUGAUGCUGCAAUUUCAAUCGCAGUCUUACACCACUUAAGCACUGAAACAAGGAGGAGGAAAGCUGUUGAAGAAUUAAUACGCACAGUUAAAAAGGGAGGACUUGUUUUAAUCACGGUUUGGGCUAGGGAACAGGAGGAUGGAUCAUUGGUUAAAAAAUGGACACCUCUUACAGAUAAAUAUCUGGAUGAAUGGGUAGCAUCAAACGGUCCUCAGGUCCGAUGUUCUUCACCUCGCUCCUUAGCAAGCAUCCCAGAGUCUGAGGACAAUGGCCAUUUGGUUUCUGGAACUGGAAAGGAUUCUUCUAUAGAUGAGCAGCAGGAGUAUUUUGUUCCUUGGCAUUUACCUUAUCAUCGAGCUGAAAUAAGUGGAGCCUCUGCGUGUGCCCUUGCAAGCGGAUUGGCAAAGAAAGACGAUAAGAAGGGGGCUGUUGUGUAUAACAGAUAUUACCAUGUCUUUAGUGAAGGUGAACUUGAAAGAUAUUCGGAACCUGUUCUGUGGAAGCUAAUUAACUUGCUGAAAGACAACUCCAGUGUGCAGUGAUAUGAUGUGUGUCUCGAACCAUUAAGAGAUUUUGCUUCUCAAUAGUUCAAUUUUAAGGCUGUGAAGUGUAAUAAGCUCCACCAAUAGUUUUUUAUAGCUGUUACUUAAAAUUUAAAGCUGGAUAGUUUUAUUAGAUUUGGAUAUUCUUUUCUGUCCUUUUUAGCAUCUGUAUGGUUGUGUUGUAAUGAUUCUUAAUAAGUUUAGAUGGGAGGGUGUUUUCAAAAUGAACUACUACAGAAAUUCCACUAUAAAGUUUGCUCAAGGUUUACCUUUCAUUUUUCUCGCUCUUCUCCAGGUUGGUAUCAGGAUUGGAUAAUGCAGUCAUUGCUGAUAGAUUCUAUGAUAAAUCAAAUUGGUGCAUUGUCCUUGAGAAAAUAUCUUGAAAUGUAACAUUUACAAGCUUAUAUUUACUUGUGUGGGGAACUCGCAGUAAGGGCUUCUCAUAUCUUGAUAUCUACAUGAUCAAGAAAACUGUUGAGCGGUUAUGAAACUGGAUAACUCUGUUGUGCUUGCCCAUGGCAUUGUUGUAUUGAGCUACUAAUUGCCCAACUACGACUUGGAAUGUGAAUUUGUUGUGCAUCAAUCAUUUAAACAAUUUUACUUGAAUUGUGUUCUCUAUGAUGUUAUUUCUUUUACUUCUUUUU
Messenger RNA from Cuscuta epithymum, 1973 nucleotides. Lineage: Eukaryota; Viridiplantae; Streptophyta; Magnoliopsida; Solanales; Convolvulaceae. The record is from the annotation of a GenBank genome assembly.